AUGUAUGAAAGUCAUCGUGACUCUGGUGACGUAACAUUCCUAGUAGGUAAAAAUGGCGCUGAAGUAAAAGCCCACAAGUUCAUCUUGAUGUGUCGGAGUAGUGUGUUUUUCUCCAUGUUUGAAGGACAAGAAAGUAGUUUACAGCAGGCUGUAAAAGUGGAAGACAUUCAAGAAGACAUAUUUUUGAAGUUUCUGCAAUUUUUAUACACUGAUGAUGUCUGUGUUACCAUAGAUAACUUUGGAGACCUGAUGUACUGUGCUAAGAAAUAUGAUAUAGAAACGUUGUCAGCUUUGUGUAAAAGGUCUUUACAAUCACUCAUCAAGCCGGACUUGGUUUGCAAGAUGAUGGAAUUCGCACAUCAAUUAGACGACAGAGAAAUCAUAGACAUAUGUUUAAAAACAAUAGAACUCAACACCCCGAGCUUUUUAUACACCGAUUCUUUUAUGAAUUUGUGUUCAACUUGUGUCUAUAAAAUAACUCAGCAUGAUAGAGUUUUUGCUCCAGAAGAUGUUGUUUUUCAACAGGUCUGUAAAUGGCCGGACUCUCACGUUCAUGGACCAUGUAGGAGUGGAAAUUUCAAAGGAAUAGAAUUUGAUGAUGCUUACUGUAUUCCAUGUGAUUUCUGGCCUCCAUCUGCAUUGGCAUGGAUUGACAGAAGUUACUCCUGGCCGAGCCCCGGUGUUAUUGAUGAUAUUAUCAGAAAAGGAUGUCACUUUGUUGCAAUAGGGCACAAACUAGGAAAUCAUGAGGAAAAUGAAUGGAGAAUUUCAUUUGCUUAUGCAGAACAACAACUUGUGUACUCCAUGAACCAUUGUCAAUUUCUCACGUACGGUUUACUCAAACUAAUUCUUAAAGAAAUUAUAACGAAAAAUGUAACAGAGGGCUUACUUUCCUCUUAUCACAUGAAAACAGCAGUAUUUUGGGUGAUUCAGCAAAAUGUAAUACCUUAUUGGUAUCCUGAAAAUCUUCUGGAGUGCUUCAGGGUCUGCUUCAAACUUCUUCUUCAGCGGGUGUAUGAAGGUGUGUGUCCUAACUUCUUCAUCCCGGAAAACAACAUGUUUUUAACUAAAAUGGUUGGUAAAUCUCAAAGAGAGCUAUUCUUAGAAGUGCAUGGACUGUAUGAGAAAGGUAUAGCUUUACUGCAGCAGAGUUACUCUAUCAGAUCCUUUACUGUAGAUUUUUUUUGUAAUCCUAGACAAUGUAUUUCUUUUGAUCAGCACAGUGAAGACUGGGAGGUUGUGUUUGAUUCAGACCUAUUUAGAGAGAUUUGUAAUAACGAUGCAAUAUUUACACAAAACCUCAAUCGCUGUUUGCACCUCCUGCGAUCGAUGGAAUAUAUGAUAAGUUUACGUCUUAAAAAUUAUACAACCUAUCAAAUUCUCAUGGCACAGAAACUCACAGUUACUAUUCUCCAAAGCACAGCUUUUUUGUUACACAGUCGGUGCGCCAAUAUAAUUAAGAACAAGAAAAUGUAUAAAGCUGACAAGAUAUCAUGUUAUAUGUUGAAACUUGCUGCAAAAUUGGGGUUUGUUUCUGAUAAAUUGUACAUUGUGAUGUAUUAUUACAAGACUUUUAGACACAUAAAAGCAAGAAAGAUCCUAGAGAUAGCAAAUAUCGAAUUUCAGGAACCAUAUCUGAUGUAUAUGAGUGACGCGGACGAUAUAUAUACUGCAGAAGUUGGGGGACAGUCUUUUUCAACAAAGAUGCGGAGAGCUGUUGUAGGGGACAUCCGGCUCUCUUCAAACAUCCAUUAUAUUGAUGAAUUAAUGCAAGAGCAGCGUUUAAUGGGUCAAAUCGAGGGAACUAUACAUAUAUCUCCAUUUGUAAUGUUACUCAUGCUAGAAUUCUUAUGUUACAGACAAUUUAAUGAACAAAUCGCGGCAGUGGCCAUAUAUGAUUUAAAGAAUAUAGUUGCAGAGGGAGAUUUUAUUCGUCCCUGUACUAGAGACAUAUGUUGGCAGAUCUUAGGAAUUUGUCAACAGCUCCAAGGGGAUCUUUGGGGUGCCCUGGAGUCAUAUGUCGAAGCAGUUAAAGAGUUUCCCUUCCACAACCUAAAAAAUGCCACGAAGUUGAGGAUACAGAGUCUAGAUAAAUGA
Molecule: messenger RNA, 2097 nt
Organism: Saccostrea cuccullata (small rock oyster)
Lineage: Eukaryota; Metazoa; Mollusca; Bivalvia; Ostreida; Ostreidae
Exons: 3
Coding region: 1-2097 (698 amino acids)
Biological process (GO): neurogenesis
Cellular component (GO): P-body; cytosol
Molecular function (GO): protein binding
Source: RefSeq, a predicted model, not a curated record